AUGCUUUUAGUAAUUGACAGAUUGGAGGGGCCAUUCAAUAUCGAGUCGGUCAUGGAUCCUAUCGAUAUUAAGAUUUCUGAAGCCAUCACAAACAUGCAGGAGAAUAGCAUUCAGGUGUCAGGCAAGGUAAGAUGUCUGUCCCAUAAUAAUCACUUAAGUAUCCCAGUAACCAAUAAAAAUGGUUUGUGCAGUGUAUUUGGUAGGAUGUUUUAUGUUUGACAGCACAUCUUGUUUCAUUCUGCAAUUGCUCUAGAUAUGUUUUGAAGUUAUCUCCAUUUAAGUUGUUAAGUAUUGCAGUUAGAAUGUUUAUCGCUCAUGUAAAAAUUAGUGUACAGGGAGUGCAGAAUUAUUAGGCAAGUUGUAUUUUUGAGGAUUAAUUUUAUUAUUGAACAACAACCAUGUUCUCAAUGAACCCAAAAAACUCAUUAAUAUCAAAGCUGAAUAUUUUUGGAAGUAGUUUUUAGUUUGUUUUUAGUUAUAGCUAUGUUAGGGGGAUAUCUGUGUGUGCAGGUGACUAUUACUGUGCAUAAUUAUUAGGCAACUUAACAAAAAACAAAUAUAUACCCAUUUCAAUUAUUUAUUAUUACCAGUGAAACCAAUAUAACAUCUCAACAUUCACAAAUAUACAUUUCUGACAUUCAAAAACAAAACAAAAACAAAUCAGUGACCAAUAUAGCCACCUUUCUUUGCAAGGACACUCAAAAGCCUGCCAUCCAUGGAUUCUGUCAGUGUUUUGAUCUGUUCACCAUCAACAUUGCGUGCAGCAGCAACCACAGCCUCCCAGACACUGUUCAGAGAGGUGUACUGUUUUCCCUCCUUGUAAAUCUCACAUUUGAUGAUGGACCACAGGUUCUCAAUGGGGUUCAGAUCAGGUGAACAAGGAGGCCAUGUCAUUAGAUUUUCUUCUUUUAUACCCUUUCUUGCCAGCCACGCUGUGGAGUACUUGGACGCGUGUGAUGGAGCAUUGUCCUGCAUGAAAAUCAUGUUUUUCUUGAAGGAUGCAGACUUCUUCCUGUACCACUGCUUGAAGAAGGUGUCUUCCAGGAACUGGCAGUAGGACUGGGAGUUGAGCUUGACUCCAUCCUCAACCCGAAAAACAAGCUCAUCUUUGAUGAUACCAGCUUCCACCUCCACCUUGCUGGCGUCUGAGUCGGACUGGAGCUCUCUGCCCUUUACCAAUCCAGCCACAGGCCCAUCCAUCUGGCCCAUCUCACUCUCAUUUCAUCAGUCCAUAAAACCUUAGAAAAAUCAGUCUUGAGAUAGUUCUUGGCCCAGUCUUGACGUUUCAGCUUGUGUGUCUUGUUCAGUGGUGGUCGUCUUUCAGCCUUUCUUACCUUGGCCAUGUCUCUGAGUGUGGCAAAACCGACCUCGCCACGUGUCCUUGGAGGGGGCUGCUUGCCCGCCUCUUGCCUUUGGACUAUGGCCCUGCAGGUUAAACUGUUUAUUUUCCCUGCAGAAAGGCUUAUUCGUGUGAUCUGAGUGCCAUUCAUCUAAUAAUGUGCAGUCAGAUCCAAGCUAUCUGGGGAUAUGUAGAAAUGUGUGUUUUAUGUACUAAAUGUGUCAGUAUGUAAUUUUAUGUCUUUUACUGUCUUUUUGUCUGCCAUGUGGGUAAUGGAGUUUGGCUCUGUCUUUGGAGAUAAUUAGAUUCCUUCUCCAAUUAUCUCCAGGGCAGAAGGGAGGAAGCCAGGAUGCAUUGUGGGGAUGUUUCACUUUUACUGUUUGAGCCAGGGGGAACAAAAGAUACUUUUACUAACUUUUGAACCCCUGGUUGGAUUCAUGCCAUUUUUUAAUAUGUUGUUCCCCUGAAUGGAUUGAUUGUGAAUAUGUAUUUUUAUGCGAAUGUGAUGUAUAUUUUGGGAGUUAUGAAUCUUGUGUAAAAACUGUAUUUUCCCUACCUAUGAUAAUUGUAUUUUCCUGUGUGUACAGAUAAUUAGUUUACAGGUAGAGGGGAGGGCUAUGUGUGGGAUGUAACUAUUGUGUGAUUGGUUAAUGUACGUUACUGUGUGUGUCCCUCCCCUUCAUGGGAGCACCUAAUAAAAAGGGCUGCAAGCUAGCAGCCAGAGAGUUCUAUUUUUACCCUCAACUUGAGUCCUGUCUCUUAUUGGGGAAUCUGCUACAAGGGAUUGCUAUGCUAGGCAUAUUCCCUUGCUAUAAUCACUGAGCUCUUGUAAGAGCUUGUUCCUGCUUCGUUCUGAAGGGAGAUAGCUGCAGUCUGCGGUGCUUAUGGUGUCUGGUGGAGUGCUUGGAGUCCUCUGGAAGCGCUGGAGCAUCUUUCAACGGAGGUACCCAGUCGGGGUGCCAGGUGAUCCGUUACACUGAGUAUUGCACACCUUGUGCUUUUGGGCACUCCAGUGAUGUUGCAGCUCUGAAAUAUGGCCAAACUGGUGGCAAGUGGCAUCGUGGCAGCUGCACGCUUGACUUUUCUCAGUUCAUGGGCAGUUAUUUUGCGCCUUGGUUUUUCCACACGCUUCUUGCGACCCUGUUGACUAUUUUGAAUGAAACGCUUGAUUGUUCGAUGAUCACGCUUCAGAAGCUUUGCAAUUUUAAGAGUGCUGCAUCCCUCUGCAAGAUAUCUCACUAUUUUUGACUUUUCUGAGCCUGUCAAGUCCUUCUUUUGACCCAUUUUGCCAAAGGAAAGGAAGUUGCCUAAUAAUUAUGCACACCUGAUAUAGGGUGUUGAUGUCAUUAGACCACACCCCUUCUCAUUACAGAGAUGCACAUCACCUAAUAUGCUUAAUUGGUAGUAGGCUUUCGAGCCUAUACAGCUUGGAGUAAGACAACAUGCAUAAAGAGGAUGAUGUGGUCAAAAUACUCAUUUGCCUAAUAAUUCUGCACUCCCUGUAGGACCCAGCGAUAUUGAGGUACUGUGAAGUAGUGGUGGGCUUAACACACUAUGUGGUUACUGAAUCUCCAUAUUUGUUUGCUAUGGUUAGGUAUUUUAAGUAGCCUUUAAACUGCAUUUUUGUGUGUGUGCUGUUCAUUAAUCUGUAUUUUGUAUUUGUUUUGGUCAUUACUGUAGCACCACUAGUGAGAAAUGCAUGUUCCUGGUGUGCCUCCAAUUCCUUUUUUUCACUGUAUAAUUUGCAAGAAACUGCAGCAGGUCUCAAAAGAAGGGACUUACUUCAGACUUGAAUAAGUAAAUAAAAAUCCAAGCUAUAUUCCAUUUUUCCUAAAAUAAAAACAAACAAACAAACAGUGCACAGAGGGGGCACAAGAGGGGUGUUUAUUUAUUACAUGACCAUGAGGCUCUGUCUCAGAGAUGGACCAGGAGAAGGAUGCUUACAUGUUUUGUAUCCAAAAGGCACUUCUUUUGAGACCCGAGGAAGUGACUUUUAGGCAUGAAACACGCAAGUAUUGCCCUCCUUGUGCCCCCUCUGUGCACUGUGGUAUAUAUUAUUUGAUUUGGGAAAAAUACAUAUGGAAUAAAGCUUGAAUUGUUAUUUACUUAUUCAAGCCUGGAGUAAGUUCUUUCUUUUGGGACCCAGUGCUGCAGUUCCUUGCAAAGUUUACAGUGAACCAUAAAAAUCAGAAAAUUACUUUUGCAAUAUUAGCAAGAUUAAUCAUAUUGCCCUUAUUGGAAUUACAUAUAAAAACAAUUCUACGGUUUGCUUCCCUUUCUUUUGAGACAGUUUGAGGCAAAUGAUUAGUUGGUCUUAUUACUACCAAUAAAGUAUUUGUGUUUCGGUUUGGUAAGGAUACCAUCAAUGCAUUCAGAGGAGGGAUUUACUUGUUUUACAGCUCCAUCAAGGUUAAUUGUGUCUGGAGAGCCAUGGGUUUGUCCAUGUUAACCUUUUUUUCAGUGAGAACCUAAUCAAAUGUAAUGGCUACAUAUAACCACCUUAUGGCUAGCCAGGAAACACAAUUUUCUCUGAAGUAAUUAGAUAGUAGUUUGGCAAAAUGUGUGAUGUGAUUUAUUGCUUAAGGGAGAGUUCAAUUUUCAAAAGACUUUCAUUUCAAGGUAGGAAUUUUCUUUCAGAGGUAACAAGAUCAUAGUAUAAUGUAAUUAGGCCAUGUUCUCCUGCCAAAUGUGUAGUCCAGCACACUUUUUGAGAUAAUUUUAUCGCCAAGACAUAAAUCAAUAUGAGAAUUUGAUAGAUGUGGAAGCAACUAAUAUUGGUUGGUAUAAAUUCAGAGAAGAGAACCCAAGACUAGUAAGUCAAUCUGAUAAGACGGCAGUUCUUCAUUGGUAAUUGUUUCAUUGAGUUCCCAAAUUCCUACAAUUAUUCUGACAAGCUCUGUCCUCUAAAUCCAUUUGUUUGUUUUUCAAAAAAGAAUUUCUCCUGGAAGAGGAUAUGCUGGUCUGCAAAUGAACUAUGCAACUGUACUAUAAUACCACUAUAAAUGCAUUGAGAUCCAAAGAGACAUUUGGCAGUAUCAAGUACUAAUUGACAACUAGAUAGCUAAAGCAUCAUCUUGUACUUUUGUGAAGUGUUUGAGGCCACUGAGCAAUGACAUAGUCAAUCAGAGGGUGUGACUCCACUUGAAAAACAACACUUGCAGAAAGUAGGUGUAUUAAAGGGAUUAAGGGACACUAUAAUCAUAAAAACAACUUUAGGUUAAUGAAGCAGUUUUAAUUUUUAGCUUAUGUUGCUGAAGUCUAAAUCCUCUUCCAUUUAGGAGUUAAAUCACAUUUGUUUCUGUCCAUGCAGCCCUUGCCACACUUCCACUGGAUGUGAUUGGCACAACUUGCAUGAAAAAAAACAUGGUUUCACUUGUAACUUAAUUUAAAAGUUUAAAAGUAAAUUUAACUUUCAUGACACACAGGAGGCUCCUGCAGGCUCUCACAAGCUAUUAACAGAGCAGGAGAUAAGAACUUAGAAAUUUUAAAAAGUUUAAAAUGAAGGAAGUGUGACCAUUUCUAUUUACAGGAAGUGAUUAGUAAGGCUGUGACAGUCACAUGCAGGGAGGUGUGCCUAGGGCUGCAUAAACAAAGUGAUUUAACUCCUAAAUGAGAGAAUUGAGCAGUGAGAAUGCAGAGGCAUGAUCUAUACAUAUAAACUGCUUCAUUAAGCUAAAGUUGUUAUGGUGACUAUAAUGUCCCUUUAAGUCAAUAAAACCUCUGAAAAGUAGAAGGCGACCUUAUAUUGCAAAAAUCAGUACUCUAGAGACUGCCAUUGUGCCAGUGUGUAGGUAUUCCACUAACUGUUUAGUUUCCAGUUGCCAUGGCUGCAGUGUGGCUAAAUCUAGUCAUUAUGUAGUGAUAUCAGUACUGUAGAGUCUAGUGCUUAUGGAUGAAAAUACACAAUAUGGAGCUUUGAAAAAAUGUGUCAGUUUGCACCCACCCCCAGGCCAAGCCCCAUUCAUUUUGAGUCCAUUUGUACACUGUUUAUUGUUAUCAUCUCAAAUUACACAACAAAUCAUGCCAACAAGUAUCAUAUUGUUUUACAUUUUGUAAGAGGAUACUCACCAGAACCAGAAAGGAUUAUUCCUUUGGUGUCUCACAGACCAGAAUGCUACAUACCCUACAUACCCCACUCAUCUUCUGUUAGUCACUAGGUGGAUUAACAGAAGAUAAAAUGAUAGAAGUGCAGUUUACAAGUCCAGACGCAUUAGGUAUCGCCUGCUCAUAAAUAAAAAAAGAGGUCUGACAUAGAGAAGUGUUUACUUUAAGUAUUAACAAUAUUAAGUCAAAUGUCCUGGUUUGUGAAUUUUAAUAGUGCACCAAUCUGCCUUAAAAUCUAACUGCAUUAUAUUUAAGGUCUAACAGGAUUUGGAUAUUUUGCUUAUAUGUCUAAACAAUCUGUAGCACUCUAAAAAGGUUGCUAACAUAUGUCAUUGUUACUCUAAAUAAAAUAAUUUUUUAAAGGGACACUGUAGGCAUCCAGACCACUUCAGCUCAUUGAAGUGGUCUGGGUACAAUGUCCCAUAUCCCUUAACCCUGCAAUAGUUAUUAUUGCUGUUUCUGAGAAACUGCAAUAAUUACCUCUCAGGGUUAACUACUCUUAUAGUGGCUGUCUACCAGACAGCCACUAGUGGGAUUUCCGGAACUGAAACGGACCUUUGGUCCGUUAUCUGAUGCUGGACGUCCUCACGCUAUGCAUGAGAACCUCCAGGGUCAGAUUUUCCCCAAAGGAAAGCUUUGAAUAGUGCUUUCCCAUGGGAAAAUCCUAAUGCGAGCGUGGCCAUUGCCCUAAUGCGAGCGUGGGCAGAGCCCGAUCCAGCACCGAGGGACAUUGCGCUGGAUUCAGGUGAGUGACUAUAGGGUUUUAACGGGUUUGUUUUCCUGGCACUGAAAAAUCCUUUAAAGAUUCAUUAUAUUCUGUAUAUUCAUUGGAAGCACUAAAGUAUCUAUGAUAUAGCUAGACAUAAAGUCAAUCAACAUGUAGAGACUUUUGUGUUCAAUAGAAGGAUUCAAAAUAAAUUAAAAAAUAUUAUUUCGAGGACUAUUUUAAUGUUAAAAAAAAUAGUACCAACCAAGUCCUUAACUUUAACUUUUUUCACAUGGUUAUAAAAUUAAAUUCAAAGUGAUGUAGAUCAGAUAACUUUAGAACAUAUUGUGCCCUGUAUAUUUUGUAUCUAUGUCUUUUGUCCUCAGUUAGUAGAACCAUCAUUAAAUUCUGUAAGGUUUUUUUUUUUUGUUCAAUUUGCUCAGUUUUCAAAAGAAUCUGGCAUGACAAUAAAACUCUGCAAUCAGUUAUUUCUUGCCUUCCAAUUUGAGCUCUUUAUUUGAUCAGAGGGAUAAAAUUUAUUGGUAUUCUGCAGCAAGCCAAGAGCUGUUCGCCUGGUAAUUUUACACUCUUAAUCGACUGAGGUUGUAUUCCAGAAAUUUUGCAAUCACAGUAGCUCAAAUGGUAAGGCUUGAGAGUUCAAUUAUUCCGUUUUAUCUCAUAGACAAAAAAAACACACUUCAAUUACCAUACGAUUAUUGUUAGUAAAGAAAAUGACCUAUUCAAAAGUUAGGUAAAGUUGACACCAAUGUCAAAGUUCCAUGCAUAACUGCGAGGCAAAAAAUUAAACAUGAAUAUAAAGCAUAAUAUCUUUAGAUAAAUGCUUGCAUUAUUCUGAUAUAUUAAAUAAUAGCUGUCUGUUUAUAUUAUUAUGUUUAGCAUUUAUGUAGUGCCAACAUAUUCCAUAGUGCUUUACAAUAUUAUAAGAGGGGGAGAUUUAGCAAUAAAUGAGAAAUUUACCACAACUUACAGGAACAAUAGGUUGAAGAAGACUUUGCUCAAGCAAGCUUGCAGUCUAGACGAGGUGGGGUAUAAAACACAAAAGGACAGGAGAUAGAAAUCAAACAAAGUGGGAGUGAAGCAGAUCUAGAGGAGAGAGUAGAAUGCUGUCCUCUAGGAGAGAGCAAGGGACAGGUAUGAGGUAGAUGUGACAGACCGCCUGGCACUCUGACUGAGUGCCUCCGCCAAUAGAUGCUUCUAAUGCUCACCGAGGAUGCUUCUAGCACUCCACCAGACACCAUCAGCACUGCAGACCCCACUUCCAGCAAUUCAGCCACCCUGGACCCAAGACCGGGACCCAGCUUCCAGUGGCAGAACUCUCCUACUCCCAGAGAGCAUAGCAGGAACAGCACUUAUAAGAGUUAGUGAUUAAAAUUCCUGGGGAGUAUAGUGAUAUAGCAAUCCCCAGGAUAGACACAGCCGUUUCCCCCACACAUGACAUGAGACUCUAUGUUGAGGGUAAGCAGGAACAGAAUUUUAAUGGAUACACACUGGCCUUUUAUGCAAGUUUCCCAAUAAGGGUGACACCCAGGUGGAACUUGUUGGGCACAAGGACACAAAGUUAACAAACCAUUAAAAACAGAGUUAUACAGUGAGACACUCCAAUACACAAGCAAUAGAAUCCCUCCCUCUGUGCUUGGGAGAUAAUUGAAUCAGGAAUUGUACUAAUCUAACCCAAUUAUCUCCAAGCACAGAAAAACAUACAAUUUUAUGAAACCCCCCAAAAGUACCUUAAUAACACAUAAAACCCCAUAAACCCAAUCUGGGUGAACAACAUAUCCAAAAAUCACCCAUAUUGGUUUAGGAGUUCACGAAUUUCUGGAAGUCAUAGUUUUGACCAACCGUGCACAGGGUCCUAUGCCCAAAACAGUUCCAGGGAAAUCAGUUCUAACAGUCGGUCAAGUUCGGUAGUCUUUUACAGGUCUCCCUGCAGGGCCCAUAGUCUAUGGGCAGGUUACCAAGUACAAGUGGCGAGGUUACUUUCGCCACACUAGAGGUUACUCUGGGAGGUCAUACACUUUCCUGAAGGGUUGUGUUUUAAGGCAGGAGAGUUGGGGAGAGUCUGAUGGUGGUAGGCAAGAAGAAGUCCUGCAAGUGUGAGUUGGCCAUAUGGGUUCAAGCAUCAGACAAGAGAAGGUCAUGGGCAGAUUGGAGAGACAGAUAAAGGGGCAUACCUAUGGAUCAGUGAAGAUAUAUGAGGGGCUAGAAUUGUUCAGUGCUUUAAAGGUAUGGAUUAGUACUUUUAAUUGACUCUUAUAGGAUACAGAUGCCAAUAUAAGGACUGACAGGGGAAUGAGGUGUGAGAGGAGCGACUGGAGAGGAAAAUCAGUCUGAUGGUAGCAUUCAUUACAGACAGUAGCAGGGCAGUACGGCUUCUGGGAAUUAGGAGAGAGUUACAAUAAUCGAUGCUCGAGAGAUUACUAGAGCAUGAACAAGCUCCUUAGUAGCGUAAGAAAGGGGCAAACGCGGGCAAUGUUUAUAAGAUGGAAUCGACAGGAUUUGGUAACAGACUGGAUGUAAGGCUCAAAGGUGAGACCAUAAUCAAAUAUAACACCAUGACAGCAUGCUUGCAAUGAUGGAUGAUUUGGGUACCACCAAUUUGAAGGGACAGUGAAAGAGGAGGAUCAGUAUUAGGAGGAGGAAAGACAAGAAGCUCAGUUUUGGAGAUAUUGAGUUUCAGAAAGGGGGAGGACAUCCAAUCAGAAGAAAAGCAAGCAGUAAAACAUUGCAGGAUGGCGGUGGAGAGGUCCGUGGAGGAGGGAUAUAUCUGGGUGUCAUCAGCAUACAGGGGGUAGUGGAAUCCAAAUUAGGUAAUAAGUUUGCCAAGAGAGAAAGUAUAAAGAGAAAAUAGAAGGGGACCAAGAACAGAGCUUUGGGGGACUUCAACUGAGGCAGGAUUAGGGGGGAGGUAUAAUUAUUAAAUGAGACACUGACUGAGCAUUAGGAGAGAUAGAAGGAAAACCAUAAGAGGACAGUAUCACAGAGACCAAGUAAUUGAAGAGUUUGGAGAAGGCAGCAGAGAGGUCAAGAAGAAUUAAUAUAGUGGCCUUUGGAUUUAGAAGCAAUUAGGUUGUUAGUAACUUUAAUUAGAUCAGUCUCAGUAGAGUGGAGGGGGUGGAAGCCAGACUAAAGAGGGUCAAGAAGAGAGUUUGAAUUAAGGAAGCUAGCCAGACAAGACAAGUCUUUCCAGAAGCUUUGAGGAAAAUGCAACAGUUAGAGGGGGAGGACGGGUCAAGAGAUGUUUCUUUUAGGAUGGGUACUACAGUAGCAUUUUUAAAGGCAGCAGGGACAAUGCCGAAGAGAAAGAGCAGUUGAGGUAUGUGUUAAGGAAGGCAUAAGACAAGGGGAGAGAGAUCUGAUAAGGUGAAAAGGGACAGAAUCAAGCUGGCAAGUACUGGGUUGAGUGAAAAGGAGAAGUGCAUCCACCUUUUGUUCAGUAGCAUGGGAGAAAGUCUGAAGGGUAGGGCCACUCGAUGGAGAUGGAUUUUCUGUCGGUCGGGUCAGUUUCACACCGGGGUCCCAUGGAUUGUGUGUACGCCACUGUACAACUUAAAUGGUGCCUUGUCAUUCUAAAGCAUUUUGAAGAUAUGCAAAGCAUCAUGGGAGUUGUAGUUCUACAACAUCAGGGUAUCUACAUUUUUGGCACCCCUGUUCUAUAGGGUAACAUAAAAUGGCAAGGCCUUAAAGGGUAAAAGAUGUGUAUAAACAUAUAAAAUGAAGACAUUUUCAUGUCAGGUUGCAAUUCUUUGUUUCUAGUAUAGGUACAUUGACUGUUAUGCUGUCCUUUUUUUAUUCCUUACUUAAUUCCCAAGACCCUUAAGUGAUGCAAGAUUAACUCAAUUUGGCAUGCGGCUGUUGUUAUACAGAUUAGCUUUUGAUAGAGAAAAAGUAAUCAAACAUCCCUAGAACAAAAGGAUUAUGAGCUUUUUUUUCUUUUUAUCUUUAAUUCUGUUGUCUUGUGGCAAUAACUAAAGAGCACAGUGGGUUAACUAUUUUGGUAAAUAUAUGUAGUGUAGUUAAAUACUUCUAAUCAGGCUCUGAAGUUCAUUUAGUUAAAAUAGCUUAAAACAUCUUGGAAGGCUUUUUAAACAUAUGGCUCACAUAAAAAUUGCAGCGGCACUUAGCCAGGAGACCGCUGUAAUUAAAACUCUGGCAAAACAUAUUAUAUAUAUGUGUGAAGUUCAUUCAAACAAGUAUUUUUUUUUAUUUGGAUUCAUUUGGUAAUUCUUAUAAAGGCCUUUAUCAAGAUCAAACAAAAUAUAAAAGUGUGUUAUAUUCAUGUAAAUGAAAAUGUAUGCCUUGAAUGAUACAGUGCAAGUGAAUUUCAGCCAUCCAGGAAGAAAUGCCAGAUUAGUAGUUGCUGGUUUGUCACCGAAACGCGCAUCGAGACGACUACACUUUAGAUUAUACGCACAUGUUAUGCAUUUGUUUUUAAGCUCACGCUGCCUUGUGGUUCCAUAUUAUCUGGUCACUAUGAUCUAAUAAGGGGUAUGUUAGAUAGAUGCAGGGGACUGCCUCGAAACAGUAUGUCCGUGGUUACUAUCAGUUAGAAUAAUUAAUUAUUUAUCUGACAGUUUACUGAAUCAUCUACCUAGUAUCUGUACUAACUAAUCACCUCACAAAUAUUGGACAAAUGUUUUUCUUUGAGUCCUAGCUGCAUACAUAUGCUGUGUCUGGGAAAUAAAUGCUCAUAUACUAGGUUAACAAUCGAUCAUUUUUUAUAAAAUUCAAAACCUGUUUAAACAGUGAAAGGAUUGGACACUGAUAGUGAUCAAUAUGGGGGCUAAUUUUCCCCUGUCUUGAAUUUAUUCCAAUUACUCUAACUCUAAUAUCACAUGCUGCAUAUAUAUCUAAUGAGGACUCUAACCUAUUUAUUGUAUUCUAUCUUGCAAUUUAGUCAAACUGACUCAACAGCACCCUCUAUCCCUUAAACAAUGGAUAUAAUCCAUGUAGCAUAGAAGUAUAUUUUCAUCUUGCACACGUGUAUCCAAAUUAUCAUAAAAAAGAAAUGAUACAUAAACAUAGAUAUUAAGAUAUACAUAAACAAGAUAUAUUAAGUAUAUAUUAUUAAGUACAUAUUGCACAAUAAAAUAGAAAACAAAUGAUAUACCAUAUACAUAUGAUAGCAAAAGAAAAUAUUAACCAAGAAGAUAGAGGAUUGCAAAAUAAAAUUGAUUGAGAUCAUACAAAAAAAAAAACCAAAAAACUAAAAUAAAAUAAAAUAGGAAAUAUAAUGGUCAGAAUCCACAUCUAAAACUAAAGGAAUAUAAUUAUUAACGGUUCGCCGGGGACUCAUCAUUGAGUAAACUUUGACCCUGUACCUCACAGUCAGCAGACACAUUCCAGCCAAUCAGCAGCAGACCCUCCCUCCCAGACCUUCCCACCUCCUGGACAGCAUCAAUUUUACAUUCAUUGUGAAGCUGCAUUCUUAGUGAGCUGUCCAGGAGGUGGGAGGGUCUGGGAGGGAGGGUCUGCUGCUGAUUGGCUGGAAUGUGUCUGCUGACUGUGAGGAACAGGGUCAAAGUUUACUCAAUGAUGAGUCCGUGGCGAACCGUUCGGCGAACCAUUACGGACAUCACUAAUGAUAAUAUCUUAAAUGUUUUUUUUUUCAUUUUGUUUUUUGUUAUUUACUUUUUAUUGAGGCAUAAAUAUAUUAUACAUUACAAGCAGAAGUAAGGUGGAGCAUGAAUUCUGAUACAUAAUAGUUCACAAAGAUUAUGAAUACUUCAUUUUAUGUUUAAAUAUGAGAUAAAUGACAAUUGGAGAAAUGGGAAAUGAUGCUGUACAUAUAGUAGAAUACCUGCAUAUUUCAGAGGAAACAUUUUAUUAUGUUUUCGAUAGUGCUUAAGCGUAGUCUAGUUGCAAUAUGCUCAGUGAUAUGUGAAAUGCAGCAGUCAAAUCAUAGUGUAAUAGAUAAAGAGUUGUGCUGGGUAACAGUACAAGUUAUUUUUGACAAACUGAGGCAUAUACAAGAAGCAUGUCAUCACAUGUCUAGCAAAAAGAGGCAGUUAUAGCGGUAUAUAUGAACCACAUCAUAGUCGACUAUGUUAUGCCAGAAACAUGUAGGAAAAUAAAAUAUGAAUGUACUAGUAGUGCUCUAUAUCUGUCAGAAUCAGGAUUUAAUACUCCAUUUGAAAAAUGUAAAUAAGCGCAAUGGAAGAACAGUGUUGAGUAAAUAUUCCUAAUUUACUCUAACAAAACUGCCUUAUUUAAGCUAGUGGGAUCGGAGCAUAAGAUAUUUUGCUAUUACACAACAGGACAGGUCUAUUUUCCCUAGAUUCAUAAUUCAGUAGCCUGAAAGUCCUAAUAACACAAAACGAAAGCUCCUAGUUGAUAAUUACCCCUAAUGAAGUACCCACGGGGAGGUGUUAUACUAACAUAUAACAUAAAGUAGCAUCUUUCUGGCGACAGAAUCACAGCACAUGCGUCAUAGUUAGUAAUAUAUUAUCCCAAACAAGAACUUGCAGUAGCAAGGGAAAACGCCUGUAAACUACCAAAACUAUGUGCUUGUCAGGAUUACAAUGAUCCAACACGCAGUAUUAGUAUCACACCAGGAAUAAGGAUAACGUCUAACCGGACCUUAGAAUGACCGGACUUAACAUACCAGAGAAUAGUCAAAAUACUAGCCGAGGUCAGGAACACAGAACGAAACACAGUUGCAUAGAACAGCCAAUAGUCAGGGAUACCAGGAUUCAGGGAAGUCAGAACGAACCCAAAGUCAAUAACCAAAGAAACACGAUCAGGAACACACUCUUGGAUAACCAGGAAAGGGAAAGAUUAGAUUAGAAGAAAUUAGUGAGUUUAAAUAUCCCUCUUGUGAAUCCGAUUGGCCUUAUCCAGCCUUUGACCCCAAAACAUGCGUGCGCGCCCUCUGAGUGACAUCAUCCGCACUUCGACAUCGCUACCAUCAUGGACAGACGUGGUGCUACAUAACAGUGUGGAUCCACAGCGGCCGGCGUCCACUUGCAUGUCGCAAAUGCCCAGUAUUAUUGCAUAGGACCACCGAGCAGCAUUUCUCCUAUUCCUGGGAGGGUGAUUUAUGUUGUGAAUAGCAUAUGGAGAGGAUAUACAAGUGAUAGUGCUAUUGCAAGUAAAAUAUAUGCAUUUAUGUCAUGGAGUCCCUCUCCCCUCUGGGUAUGAAGGUUUUAAUCCUGACGACAUCCCAGGAAUGGUUGGAAAGCUGUUUCUGGGUAUGUUAUCUGCUAGGCCCAGAACUUCAAAAAAUGCUGAACUCUCUGUAGGAUCAGAAGCCGUGUAUGAUUGAAUUUCUUUAAUGACCAAAAUGAAUCUGGAAGUGGACCAUUGGUAGGUAAGUCCUGAAUUUGGUGUUUUGGUAAUUGGAUUUGUAGAUUUAUGUCAAAGUAGUGGAUUUGCUCAGGUGUUUGAAAAAUGUGAGGCUACAAGUCUCAAAUUAAUAUGGUGUCUUCCCCAUAAGUAUCUUGCCUUUUGGCCAGCAUUUGACAGUGUAAAAUAACAUCACGGGAGACACAUGUAAGUGAUUAUGGGGAUUUGUUAAUCCUAUACACUCAAUCAAAAGAGAAGUGCUUAGUUUGUUUUGUCUGUAGAACUGAUGACACUAGUCAUCUAAUAAAGUGUGGAACUUCUUCUGAGGGAAUUCAUUCCAAUACUCCCCUAAUUUUUAUAUUCUUUCUCUAUCAUAGAGAAGGUCUACUCAUUGAAACGUGUGAAGGUGUACUGUCUGCAAUUGUUGUACUGUUUCUCCCAGUGCUGUCAAACCUUGUCGCAGGUCUAGAACAUCUUUUUUGGUAACCUGUAUAUGCAAGGUCCACUGCAAAGAGUUGUUGUAUAUUGGCAAAUAGGUUUAUUUAUGUACCUUUUAGUAACCAAAUUACUAUCAUCCAAAGCCUGUGAGACCUUCAGGUCUGGUGUGGCCAGAUCAGCCCUCAGUUUAAGUCUCCCUCAAUUGUAGGGAAGAGGACUCCAAGGGUGCCAGUGCCUUAGUAUGUGGAGGUGAGUGUAACAUGUGUGGAGGUAAGGUCACACUGUGCUAUUGUGGUAGAUUGGAGAGAUUUGUGGGAUCUACGUCCCAUGUGUCUGAUAGUUAAUAUAUUGGGGUUCUUGACAACUGGUAAGAGGGUAGUACAUGAUUGGAGACCUCUAUUGUCGAUGGUAGGUACAUUGUAGGCCUAAAAAGCCUUGGCUUUGUAUUUUUGUACCUGAGUUGAGAAAGAAAUCAUCUGUGUUUUCAAGUAAAGCCAAUCUAUGUUCCGUAGUCCCACGUUUUGAUGGGAUGCAUAUCUGUGCUUACAUACUAAAUUAAAAUUGUUUAGCUGGACCUGCUAAAGAUGGUGUCUGCUCUGGUGGGCUACUAGGCUCUUCCCCCAGGUCUUAAAUGUGUUCUCCAUUUGUUACAUUAAUUUGAGUUGUGUAGUCUUUGUAGCAGUGUUUUUAGUUUUGAAAAUAGUAAUCUCACUUAUUUGUUCUUGUAAUUUUUUUUUUUUUUAGGAAGAAACAUUGCAUAAAACAUUUUUUGUUAAAUUUAAUAUACUUCGUAGUGUCCAAGUACCUUUUUUAUUAUGUUUCAUUUUAUUUUUGAUGAUUUAGUUUAAGAUAAUGGAGAGGUUGGUUAAUGUCGAUCUUUUACUUAAAUUUCUCCUUCCUAUUUUUUUUUCCUGUAUCUUCUAUUAUAACCUUUAACGUGCUUAAACUUCAGAUUAUGUUAGCUAUUUAGGUUAAGAUACUUCCAGUAUGUAUGCAUCUGCAUUGGGGACCCACUGCCAAGACUCAUUUAUGCUAAACUCUUCUAAAUUUAUCCCUAUUACUAGACCAUCAUAUUAUCAACUAAUGCAGAGCUUCACCUCUUUUAUGUAAAAAUGCAUUUCUGUUUUUAGUGUUAAUGUAAGAUUCCUUAAAAAAAAAAAAAUCUAAAUUAGCCUGAUUUGUGCUGAUCUCUCACCUUGAAUUUAGUGUGCAUAAGAAUCCCCAGGUGACUCAUGCUUCACUUUUUAUAAAGAGACUUAUUCAUUAAUAUAUUCUUCACUGAUCAACACACACACUCAGUAUGCAUUUUUCAUAAGUACACACAUUUUAAAACAAUUAUUCCAUGACCUUAACACACAGAUUAAUAUAUUCAUGUAUGCAUAAAGUAAUGAUGAUAUGAGCUGUGUACAAAGAAUUUCUGUUCAAAAACCUAAAAAUUAUGAAUAUAAAUAAGGUACAUCACACACAAUACCGAAGGAAAUAGAUUAUGCAUAAUGUCCAGUUAGUUGAAGAAUUUCAAAUGUUUGGAUAAAGUUUUAGUGAAGCCAUUGUUCAAAAUGUUCAAAUGAUUAUGUAUCCUUUUUAUCCUUUGACCAUGGUACUGAUACAGUAACUUUAUCUUGAAAAAACUGUUUAUCAAAGUUCUUUGUUAAAUUAAUAUCAAUGGCUUCAUGCUAGGACAAAUAUAAAUAUAUGAUAUUGUAUUGGGUUCCAGUCUUGCUAACUGCACGGCCAAAGUAUUGAACCCUCCAUUUCAUUUCACACUGUGUGCGCUACCCAAUAAUAGUAAUCUUUCACCACAAUUACAGUUAUCAAAAUGUUUUAUCAAGAAUUUUUUUUCUAUAUAUUUAAAAAAAUGAUUCUUACAAGUAUAAAUAAAGAUAAACAAUACAGGCAUGGGCAAAUGCAAAGAAUUUACUAUGAAUCUGGUAUUUAUUAUUUUUUUAAGUACAUUGAUGGCCUGGCCGCAAAUUUGUAGAUACUUUUUCUGGAAAAGACAUCCAGCAAACAUAUGUUACAGUACCUUCGAUAGAUGCAAUUCAUGAGCUUUCCAUUCACUCCGAGCAUGCUUUUACAUCAUGUAGCACGACUUUUUAUACAUCCCAAGGAUGAUCGCAUUACUUUCAAAUAGUUACAGUCAAAUAAGAGCAACAAAAUGACAUAGUAAUCUGGGUUAAAAAAGGCUCAAGUCCAUCAUGUUCAGCCUUUACAACACAUCUUUUUGGUCUAUUAAUACAAAAGAAAACAAAAACAUAAUUCCAAAAUGGCAGUCAGAUAUCUUCUCCGAUCAAUAACCUGUUCAUAUACAUAUAUUAAUUGUAACAUUGAAUAUUGGGUUUUUUUUUUUUUGUUUUUUUUUAAACAUCUAAGUCUUUCUAAAAAUAUCUACAGAAUGUGAUAAUCAAGCUCCUCAGGCAGAAAAUUCCACAUCUUUGUUGUUGUACUAUAAAGAACCUUUUCCUCUGCUGUAAGCGAAAACUUUAUCAUUACUAAUGUAUUUUAUAUAAUAAAAAAAAAUCUUUGUGAUGCUUUUCAAAUUUAGGAUACUGUGAUAUACAUUUGACUUACUAUUUAUUUUUCUUCCUUUCCUGCAGGUUUUUCUGGCAUGUGGUCAACCCAAAUCACCAUAUUCAUUAAGAUCAUCCCGAUCAUAUUCAGAAAGGUAUAAUAAUCGCUUCUAUCCCUACAACCGUGAUGACAGGCCGACAAUUACUGCUGCCACAAGCCUGGACAGACUGGUAAAUAAUCUACUCUGGUUUAUUUACUUAAUGAUUCCUAAUAUUGCAUUUUGUUUUCUAAAUGUUUACAUUUUAUGUUGUUGUUGAAGUUGAUUUUAUUAUUUUGGAAAUCCAUUAUUUAAAAUUGUAGAUACUUUGCACAUCAUAUUUAAUACAUACCAGAAAUGACAUACAUAUUAUUUGUUAAUGUAUUUCAUAAUGCAUUAAUAAUACGAGUGGAACAUCCAUGUUAAAGGGACACUAUAGGCACCCAGAACACUGCAUGUCAUUGAAGUGCUCUGGGUGCAGUGUUUCUGUCCCCUUAAGUCUUCAAUCUAAAACACAGGGUCAAUAAUGCCUCUAGUAGCUGACCCCCAAACAGCCACUAGAGGCGUCAUUGACUCUGUGCAAUGACACUGGAAGUACUGACACUGAUGGCCUUAUGCUCACGCAACACUAACCGUGUAUGACCAUUAGGCUCCCCCUCAGUGUUUCCCCUCAGUGUUGACGUAAAAUAAGGUGAGUAUAAAAAUGGUUAUUAGCCCUUUAUUUGCCAUGGAGAGGUGGCUGUGAGGGAGGAUGGGGAGAAGGACACUUUAGUGUUAGGAGUACAGCUUUGUAUUCCUAACAUAGAGUGUUCCUUUAUAGAAAGGGUCCAAGAAGAUAUUUAUAGAGUGGAACAGAAUAAAAACAAAAACAGACAUAGUGUGUUUCCAUUUAGCCACAUAACUCCUUAACGCCAUUACGGCGUUCUAUGCCGUCGUGGCUUUAAAGGGCUUUAAAGCCGUUGCGGUGGCAUAGAACGCUGUAACGGCUUAAGCCCCCAGGAGGUGAGAUCUACUUACCUCCGCCGCGAUCCUCAUCAGGAGGGCUGCCUGACAGCCCAGGCAGCCCUCCCCCGGCAAAUAUGGCCCCCUAUAGCUGGCUGUGGAUCUGCCAGCAGGGGGACUGUCUGAAAUGUCAGACAGUCCCCCUGCUGGUGAAAAGUGUAAAAAAAUAAAAUAAAUUAAACAUGUUUAAAAUUAAAUUAAAAGUAUUUUUAUAUAUAUAUAUAUAUAUAUAUAUAUAAUAUAUGUAUAUAUAUAUAUAUAUAUAUUAUAUAUAUAUAAUAUAUAUAUAUAUAUAUGUAUAUAUAUAUAUAUAUAUGUAUAUAUAUAUAUAUUAUAUAUAUAUAUAUAAUAUAUAUACAUAUUAUUUAUAUGUAACGUCAUACGUAUUUUUAUACUAAUAUUAGUAUAUAUAUUAAUAUUAAAAUACACUUAGAAUGACGUUAUAUAUAAUAUGUAUAUAUAUUAUAUAUAUAUAAUAGAUAUAUACACAUAUAUUAUAUAUAUAUAUAUAUAUAUAUAUAUAUACGUAUAAUUACAAUAAUAAAUAAAAUAAUAAAAUAAAUAAAAUAUUGAAACAAAAUUUAAUAUAAAUUAUAUAUUCAUAUGUAAUUUCAUUCUAACUGUAUUUUGUUACUAAUAUAUAUAUAUAUAUAUAUAUAUAUAUAUAUAUAUAUAUAUAUAUAUAUAUAUAUAUAUAUUGGUAACAAAAUACACUUAGAAUGACAUUCUAUAUAUAUAUCGAUCUAUAUAUAAAAUACAAAUAACUGCAAAUAUAUAUAGAUAAAUACAUAUAAUUCAGAGCUGCAUACAGCCUCUUUAACCCCUUAAGGACACAUGACGUGUGUGACAUGUCAUGAUUCCCUUUUAUUCCAGAAGUUUGGUCCUUAAGGGGUCAAAUCCCUUUAAAUAAUCGUGGCUGAGUAAUUGUACUCAGCUGUUGUGAUUCUAAGGCUAGUUAAGUUAAACAUCCUGGCAACACAAUGUAGGAAUGUAUAAUGCAUUUCAAUGUUAUACAAGAUACCAAGUUCAGUAAGUGGCUUUGACACUUAUUGAAUCUGGCACAUGUAUCACUCCAUCUUCAUGGUCAUUCCCUUAUCGUGAUGUUAAAAUAAAUACUUAAUACUAAACACACACAUGACAGUCCGUAAUAUUAAUGGAGAUAUACUCCACACUCAUUCUUCUUAUAUGUUACUGUAUGUAUCACUCCAUGAACUGAUUUAAGAAAAUCAUAAUUCUAUGUUCAUUUACACAUGUAUUUAACAUUUUUUCUGCAUCUCCUAGUAUGAUUCUGGUAUGAAACUGGUUAAGUCAGUAUUAAAUUAAGAAAUUAUUUUUUCCAUCUAUUCUAGACUUUGGCUGCUUGCAUUAAGGAAAGCUGAAAAUUCUAAUUACCCUUAAUUAUUUCUAUGCUAGAAUGCUAUUAAAGCAGCAUCUGUUUAUGAAUGUUGAUUUGUCAAUGUUUGUUAUAUCAGCAUGAACAAGGUCAUGUCUCUGCAAUAUGUUAUCUUCUAAACCCAUGUCUAAAAAAUUCUAGUUUAUAAAAAAAAAAAUCACUAUAUGUACAUUUGCAUUAAAAUGGAAAUAAUAACACGCAAAACAAAUUCUAGAAAAAAAUGUUUGAUCCAUUAAUAAAGUUGAAUAAAAUUAUUAUUAGUGACAUUUAUAUACCUCCAGCAAAUUCUGCCGUGCUUUACAGUUUUAAUUAGGGAGUAUGACACAAACCAAAGAAGAAACGCACUUCUACAAGUGUUAACAAAAAAACACAAUGUUAUUGAAAACCCUAUUCAAAUAACUUACCACCUAAAAAUGGUUUUCUAAAAUUUUGAUGCCCAGAGUUUGCUGAGGUGAACUUUAGGGCUCACUGCAGUUAAUACACAUAUUUGAAUCUUUAUAUACUAUUAUUGUUAGACAUGAGUUGGGAAACUAAACUUUAAUUGAUAAUUUUAUAACAUGUUAAGAUGUGUCAAAGAGCCAAAUUCCUGUCAUUAUUGAAUAAUGUCUGUACUUUAUAUGCAACCAAAUAAUUUAUAUUGUGUAUAAUUUUGUUAUAUUUUUUUACAUUGGCCUGAAAAAUAUUUUCUACUCUUAAAUGAAUAUCCUCUGCUACAUUGUUUGAUUAUUGUCAGGUCUCCUGUCCCCGCGGCGACCUUGCUUACCUCAUCACAGCGAGCGGCGUCAUCUGGUCCCUGUCUCCAGACUGGCAGUGUGUCUGAUGCUGCACUCUCCACAGCAGCAUUCUUAUAUGUGUGCUGCACCCGGUCAUGUGACCCAGCACACAGUGAUGACCUCAGAGACCACAAGGGAGGGAAAAAACUCCUCCCACGUGUUGUGGUUAACACUAAUUGGAGAUUAGCCAAUCAGACACACCCUGUCUGUAUAUAAGCUAACCCCUCCCUUGCCUCAGUAUCCUGUUGUGGUUUUUGGUUUACCAUUGAGCAUUGCACUUGUUAUUUGGAUUGCCUGGUUACUGAUAUUUGGCUUUGUCUCUCGUUAUUCCGUCUCUCUAUUUCCCUUGACCUUGGCUAGUGUUUUGACUAUCCCUUUUUGCAUAACCCAACCAUUCUAGGGAUCAGUUUUGCAAUUUUCUCUAUUCUGUCCUGUCUGCAAGUUAGGGUUCCCUAGUGAACAUUAUAAUUAGUGUAAAAUAUGAUACAGAAUGCAAAUUAAAUAUAAACAAAACAAUUAAAAAAAAGAUGCAGGCAUUAAAAAAGUAAAAUGAAACUGAUAUCUUUAUUAGAUUUUCCAUCAUUUGUGUGGAGGCAUCCCUGAUCUUUUCUGCACUGGCUUCUGUAGAGAGCAGGAAAUGAUUGAGAGAUCACAGCCAAUCCAAUUUGAUGCAUUUGUCUACACAUCUGAUACAUUUUUUCACCUCUUUUCAAUUAUUGAAGUAGAACACAUUUUAUUCUCGUUACCGUAAGACCUUUCAAAUUGAUAAACCUUUAACAUCUCGUCCUUAUGAUUUGAUGAACUAGUCUGUAUAUUAAAGUAGUCAUAUAAAGAUCGGUCAUCAAUGAAGAAGAUAUGCCUAGUUGAUUCACAUGUAUUAAAGGAACGGUUUUAACCAUGACAUAUCAUUAGGAAAAAUGCCAGUUUGGAUGAUCAAAUGUUCUAAAUUGUCCAAAAGUCAACUUGAUGCAUCUGCCAGGCAUCCUAAAUAAUUCAAGAAAUGUCACUCUAUCUGCUUUAAACAGACAUCCUUUUGGGGAGGGCAGGAUAUUAUAUUCAAAAAGCAUCAUGAGUCUUGCAAUUUCACACCAAUAUUCAACAGAAUAUGUUGCGUGUGAUAUUGGAUGUUGAAUAUUUUUUGAGCAUAGAGUUAAACAUAAUAUGUUUAAAUACAAAAAAAUAUCAAAGACCAUUUACAGUUUUGUUUGCAUUAACCUUUCAUAUCUUUGUUUUCUUUCCCCCUUGGGCUUUUCAGAGGACUGUUUGGAGGACAAUGCAGAAUGCUGUAAGAUUAAAUGUUCCUACAAAUUCUUCUCAUUGCCUUGUUUCACUGCACCACUUCAUUUUCUGUAACAUUUCUUUUCUUCAGAAUAGACACUCUUUAGAAUAAUGUGAAGUGUUGAAUGCAAUCAUCGGAUUUUAAUUAGUGCUUAAACAUCUGCUGCUAACACCCAUCCAACUCAUCCCACAGGUCUUAAAUGCCCUCUAUAUUCAAAACAUGGCUACUUUGUAGUUAUUGGAGAGAUUUAAGAUCAGCUUUUCCAGAUGUUUGUUUGAAUGUUGCUAGUAAAUAAAACAAAUUAAUUACACAUAACAAUAUUAGCAUGUAAAUUCAGCAAGGUUUUUUGUGCUGGGAUGGGUGUUAGAUUAUGGAUUUACAUUCAUUCUUAACUUAGUUAGAAAAUAUAUCCUCUAGUACCUCCGCUAUUAACAAUUUCUUUGUACUUUGUAGUACUUUUUUAAUACAAGAUUAAAGGGGUACUCCAACCCAUUUUUAUAUAAACCCCCAAUUUGCAGUAAAACCCUUCCUAAUAUAAAACGUAUCUGGAAUCCAGCGCCAGACAAAGUGCCCCGCACUAGUCUCCCCAUUCUGUCUGACGUCACUCCUUCACUUGCAAGGUCCUGUCAAAUGUGUCAGGUAGCUUUUGAUUGGACUUUUUCAUUGGGACAGAGUGCAUGCAUGCGCUCCCCAAAAAAAAGGAGAAUUUUAGCAACUGGAGGGAGGCAGGAAGACAGAGAUUUUCCCUUGCGACACACUUUUAGCACUGUCAGCAAGGGUAGAAGCUAAUUACAUCUGUUGACAGUGUGCAGUGUGCACAGACAACAGAUGUAAUUUUUUUAGAUUUAACAUUAGACAGCACAAAACAGAGUUCCAGGCUGCCUAAGUCACGUGUGCCAGGGGGCCCCAGCACAAAACUGCAAAUAUAUCUGUAUGUGCCGCAUCUCAAGCAGAAACCCUGCACAUACAGAUUCCAACCAUCAUGACCACUUCUAAAAGCAGAAGUGGUUAUGGUGGUCAGAGUAUCCCUUUAAGUGUUUGUUAAUAUGUAGCAUAGUUUAGCAUGUGUUUUUUUCACUCUGUUAUUAUUAUUAUUAUAUGUUCAUGAAAUAUCAAUUGUGGUAACCUAUCCUAAAUGUUGAAUGUCAAGCAUUGCCUGUACGAUUAAUGAAUAACUCCAUACACAUAUGUGUGGAUCAAUGAUGCUUCAAAUGUUUGGAUGCACCAUCCUCUAUUUAGGAAUGGGAAAGCUAUAUCAAAUUUUCUUCAUGGUUAUUCUUACUAAAAAAAGAAGAUACAAUGUCUAUGUGUUCAUCUAUGGAAUCCACACUUGGAUUUAUACGAUUAUAAUAUACGUGGUUUAUACGAUUUCAUUAUUUUCUUUGAAGUGAAGAACACAUGUACAAGGUACACAGCCAUGGAAACAAAACAAAGUAGAUGUACAUAAAUCAGGCCAAGCAGAAGUUGGUACAUGAAAAAACAAAUAAUCUACAUACCAAAGAAAUAAUAUACAUGUAAUUAACAGGCGUGUCUAAAAUAGGUGUGUUAACCAUGGUUGCUUUCCUGACUAAUUCCCACUUUAGUAUGCCAUAUGAAUGACCCGUGAUGUCCGAAAUGCACUCCUCAGAACAAUCAGAGGUGUACAGACAGAUGCCAUUCCACACACAGAGUAAUAAAAGGGGUGAAUAACAAUGGGGUAAAAAACAUUUUCAUCAGAGGAACCCUUCACAUAUAUACUUCUAGUCUGGAUUAUGUGGCAAAAUACAGAAGUGUUGUUACCUACACUUGAUUGCACUAAUGUCCGUGACCACUAUGCAGGCUACAAGGUCUCUGGUGCUUGCAUUCUCCCCUACUCUCAUGACUAAUAACCUGGAUGCUGAUGAUUUGAGCCAGAAGCCCCUCAUCUGUAGGUUGCUGGAUCAAGAUGUGGAACACUAG
Pelobates cultripes (western spadefoot toad) is the source of this 22819-nucleotide messenger RNA. Lineage: Eukaryota; Metazoa; Chordata; Amphibia; Anura; Pelobatidae. The record is from the annotation of a GenBank genome assembly.